UUAACAGCUUCUAAAAUCCCGCGCAUCUACCGUAUUUGAUCCACAUCACUGGCUCACUGAGUCAUCACCCAUACUCUCCGUUUCCGUUCCAAGUUGUCCUCGUUCGGUUAACUUCAAAUCGUCAGACUACUGUUCAAUGCCUUGCGAACGAACAAGGAACGAAACAUUACGAAACAUUACGGUUGCCACGGCCACGAUUGAAUUGGACCAGAGUUCCUGACGGGAACGUGCCAGGAACCUUCAGAAGCCAUAUGGUAAGUGUGAAUCGUGGCCAGCAAUCUUCCUUGUCACCCACAGCGUCGCCCUCAGAGCAGGAUAACUCUCUUUAUAACAUGGUUCUGGGUAGCCCCAAUUACUCAUCAGCUUCAGAAAGCUCCGCUCCUUCGCCUUCUCAUCAACAACAACCGGAACUUCCAUCUUCAUCACCCUUGGUCCUAUAUCGUCUUAGGUCGGAAGGCGACACCCUCGAACCACGAAAUGCUGCAACUUUCAGUCCUGGAGACUCCACACCAGUUGCCCCGCAGGAAAACGGACUCCCACACGCUGCCCUGUUUUCCAGGAAAUCUUCCUCGUCAUCAGUAACCGUUGCCUCCUAUCCGAACGCCCCACGAGUCUUCAUUCCGUACGAAUACGAUCCCUCCUUAGAUAACCAGAAAGCCGACGAUGACGAAGACUUCCUCCAUGAUCCAAAGGCGUCUCAGGAUUUGGAAAAGAGUGUUCCGAGAUCCUCCUCCGUUUUAAGUUGGAGAGGGUUCAAGAACAUAGGUCUCCUCGUUAUCCUCGUUCUGGGUCUACUUUCGCUUUUCUUGAUUUAUCCGAUCGUCAAGCACUUUCAGGAUGCUGCACGAAAUAAGGGAAUUGCGAAUAAUAAUAAUAAUGCCGCGAACGUGACUGGACAAAACCCUCGGUUCAACAAACUCGACCAUCUUAUCGAUCCGGAUACCCCAGAGGAAGCUACGACUCGCAUGGGUUUCGAUGGCGAACGGUAUCAACUCGUCUUUUCAGACGAAUUCAACCAACCCGGGCGAACCUUCUAUCCUGGAGACGACCCGUAUUUUGAAGCUAUGGAUAUGUGGUAUGGUGUUACGCAAGAUCUAGAGUGGUAUGAUCCGCAACAGGUGACGACAAGGGAUGGCGCGUUGGUUAUCACGAUGGAUUCUACAAAUACCACGCAACCCGGAAAGACGCCUGGAUCUACAGCUCCCUUCAAGACUGAAGACAAUUAUGGUUUGGGUUUUCGGAGCGGAAUGUUACAGACCUGGAACAAGUUUUGCUUCACCAGUGGAUACAUUGAGGUUUCCCUCAUUCUGCCGGGACCGAAUAGCGGGCAAAACGGGUAUUGGCCUGGCGCCUGGACCAUGGGGAACCUCGGAAGGCCUGGUUACAGAGCUACAACUGACGCCAUGUGGCCCUACUCGUACGACGAAUGCGACCUUGGCACCUUCCCCAACCAAACUGAGAAAGGAACAACAGGACUUCUCCUCAAAGACAACGCUUGGCCGCAGUUCGACAGUAAAUUGAGCGUUUUGAAUGGCCAGAGACUCAGCGCUUGCACUUGCCCGAACUCGGACCAUCCAGGACCAUUUGGGAAGUUCGAUCAGAGUGAUACAAAUCCGAGGUACCGAGGAAGAGGAGUACCCGAAAUCGACAUCCUUGAAGUACAGAAAGAUGACCAGAGUCCAGGGAAUGUGGCCAGUCAAAGUGCGCAGUUUGCGCCGUUUAGCCGUGAUUACCAGGUCGACAUGUCGGGAUACACGAUUUUUGACCAGUCCAGAACUCACCCGAACGGGUGGAACGGUUCACCACUUCAACAAGCUGUAUCUGGUCUUACCAGGGUUCCGGACGAUGGAUUCCAGGGUGCUCCGAAUCGAAGAUUUGUUACGUAUGGCUUCGAAUAUUGGGCGGACCCGAGCAAUCGCGACAACGGAUUCAUAACUUGGCAGGUGGAUGGGAAACAAUCCGUGAAGAUGGUACCCAAGGCCGUUGGCCCUGAUACAGGCAAUGGUGGAAGCGGCGUCGGGCAACGAUUAGUUCCUGAGGAGCCGAUGUCAAUUGUGCUUAACCUCGGGAUAAGCAAUAACUGGGCACCACCUCAAUUUGAGACUCUCACGUUCCCAGCAGAGAUGUUGUUCGACUAUGUCCGGGUUUAUCAGAGAGAAGGGAAGACCAACGUCGGCUGUAGUCCUAAAGACUUCCCAACUGCGGAUUAUAUCAACCGACAUAUGGAUCAGUAUACCAAUAUCAACAAAACGGUCUGGGAAUACGAAAAACCGCGAAAUCGAUUGUACGAUGGUCCUUGUUAGUAAUGGCUGGCGGUCGUAGAGUCGUAUACGUGUUCUAGGGGAUACGUCAAACUUUGUAUUAAAUAUUUCCUAACCGCUCUGAGGAUCUCCG
Molecule: messenger RNA, 2394 nt
Organism: Marasmius oreades (fairy-ring Marasmius)
Lineage: Eukaryota; Fungi; Basidiomycota; Agaricomycetes; Agaricales; Marasmiaceae
Exons: 11
Coding region: 252-2303 (683 amino acids)
Biological process (GO): (1->6)-beta-D-glucan biosynthetic process; fungal-type cell wall organization
Cellular component (GO): endoplasmic reticulum membrane; plasma membrane
Molecular function (GO): glucosidase activity
Source: RefSeq, a predicted model, not a curated record